Messenger RNA from Nannospalax galili (Upper Galilee mountains blind mole rat), 4380 nucleotides. It is a transcript of the gene Kif11, whose product is annotated as kinesin family member 11. Gene Ontology annotation, biological process: microtubule-based movement; mitotic spindle assembly. Gene Ontology annotation, cellular component: nucleus; spindle microtubule. The record is from RefSeq and is a predicted model, not a curated record. The transcript has 22 exons. Bases 237 to 3404 code for a protein of 1055 amino acids. Lineage: Eukaryota; Metazoa; Chordata; Mammalia; Rodentia; Spalacidae. Gene Ontology annotation, molecular function: ATP binding; plus-end-directed microtubule motor activity; microtubule binding.
UCCUUUUUCAAAUCCCGGCGCCCGGACGUUGCUCAGUUCCCAGGAAGAGACUAGUCCGGUCUCUCCGGCUGGGCGGGACGGUCGCCCCCGUCAGAGGCCUGGGUGGAGAGCGGGGAUACUGAGCUGCGAGCUUCGGUUUUUGCGGUCGUCGUGGAAGCACCGGUGAGAGGAGGCGGGCGUCCAGGACCCGCAGCUCCCGAGUCGCGGCCCGGCCGUCAGGUUUUGGCGGGACAGUCAUGGCGUCUCAGCCGAAUUCUUCCUCGAAGAAGAAGGAUGAGAAGGGAAAGAACAUCCAAGUGGUGGUGCGAUGCAGACCAUUUAAUUUGACAGAGAGGAAAGCUAACGCCCAUUCAGUAGUAGAAUGUGACCCUGCACGAAAAGAAGUCAGUAUACGGACUUCAGGGUUGACUGACAAGAGCUCAAGGAAAACAUAUACUUUUGAUAUGGUUUUUGGAGCAUCUACUAAACAAAUUGAUGUUUACCGGAGUGUUGUUUGUCCUAUUCUAGAUGAAGUUAUUAUGGGUUAUAAUUGUACCAUUUUUGCAUAUGGUCAAACUGGCACUGGAAAAACCUUUACCAUGGAAGGUGAAAGAUCACCCAAUGAAGUAUAUACCUGGGAGGAGGAUCCUUUGGCUGGUAUAAUUCCACGUACCCUUCAUCAAAUUUUUGAGAAACUUUCUGAUAAUGGUACCGAAUUUUCAGUCAAAGUGUCUCUAUUGGAAAUCUAUAACGAAGAACUUUUUGAUCUUCUUAGUCCAUCUACUGAUGUUUCUGAGAGGCUGCAGAUGUUUGAUGAUCCCCGCAACAAGAGGGGAGUGAUAAUCAAAGGUUUGGAGGAAAUCACAGUACACAACAAGGAUGAAGUCUACCAGAUUUUGGAGAAGGGGGCAGCAAAAAGGAGAACUGCAGCGACUUUGAUGAACGCAUACUCUAGUCGUUCGCACUCAGUUUUUGCUGUUACAAUACAUAUGAAAGAAACUACAAUUGAUGGAGAAGAGCUUGUGAAAAUUGGAAAGUUGAAUUUGGUGGAUCUUGCAGGAAGUGAAAAUAUUGGCCGUUCUGGGGCUGUGGACAAGAGGGCUCGGGAAGCUGGGAAUAUUAACCAGUCCCUGCUGACUUUGGGAAGAGUUAUUACUGCUCUUGUGGAAAGAACACCUCAUAUUCCUUAUCGAGAAUCUAAACUGACUAGAAUCCUGCAAGAUUCUCUUGGGGGCCGUACAAGAACAUCUAUAAUUGCAACAGUCUCUCCUGCAUCUCUCAAUCUUGAGGAAACUCUCAGUACAUUGGAAUAUGCUCACAGAGCAAAGAACAUACUGAAUAAACCUGAAGUUAAUCAGAAACUCACCAAAAAAGCUCUUAUUAAGGAGUACACAGAGGAAAUAGAGCGUUUGAAGCGGGAUCUUGCUGCAGCCCGUGAGAAAAAUGGAGUGUACAUCUCUGAAGAAAAUUUCAAAGCCAUGAAUGGAAAAUUAUCUAUUCAGGAGGAACAAAUUGUUGAAUUGGCUGAAAAAAUUGGUGCUCUUGAGGAGGAGUUAAGUCGGGUUACAGAGUUGUUUAUGGAUAAUAAAAAUGAACUUGACCAGUGUAAAUCUGAUCUGCAAAAUAAGACACAUGAACUCGAAACCACACAGAAACAUUUGCAAGACACUAAAUUACAACUUGUUCAAGAAGAGUAUGUUACUUCAGCUUUGGAAAGAACUGAGGAAAAACUUCAUGAUACUGCCAGCAAGUUGCUUAACACAGUUAAAGAAACCACAAAGGAUGUAUCUGGUCUUCAUUCCAAACUGGACCGUAAGAGAGCAGUUGAUGAACACAAUGCACAAGCUCAGGAUAUUUUUGGCAAAAACCUGAAGAGUCUGUUUAAUAAUAUGGAAGAAUUAAUUAAGGAUGGCAGUGAAAAACAAAAGGACAUGCUAGAAGUUCAUAAGACUUUGUUUGGUAAUCUGAUGUCUUCCAGCAUCUCUGCAUUAGAUACCAUUACCAUGGCAGCACUUGAAUCUCUCACAUCCAUUCCCGAAAGCGUGUCGGCUCAUGUUUCUCAGAUUUCGAAUAUGGUGUUAGAAGAGCAAUCAUUAGCAGCACAAAGUAAAACUGUACUGCAAAGAUUGAUUAAUGAGUUUAUGACUGACCUUCUCAGUUCCCUGAAGACAAUCUUAUCCCCCAGUGUGCUGUCCAUAUUGAAAAUCAAUAGACAACUACAGCAUAUUUUCAAGACUUCAUUGACAGUGUCUGAAAAGAUAGAAGAUCAAAAGAAAGAAAUUGACAGUUUUCUCAGUGUAUUGUGUAACAGUCUGCAUGACCUCCAAGAAAAUACAGUUUCUUCUUUGGCUGAGUCACAAAAGCAUUGUCAAAAGCUAAAGGAAGACUUGAAGACAGUAAAGCAAACGCAUUCACAGGAACUUUCCCAGUUAAUCAAUCUCUGGACAGAGAGAUUCUGUGCUUUGGAGGAAGAGUGUGAAAACAUCCAGAAACCACUUGAUAGUAUUCAAGAAAAUACAGAGCAGAAAUCUAUAGAUAUAAUCAAUAAAACAACUGUUCACAGUAAAAAAGUUAUUACUGAUUCUGAUGGAUUAUCACAAGAACUAAAACACUGUAGCCAGGAAGGCACAACAUUGGUUGAAGAGUCUGUAAAACACUGUGAUUCACUCAACAGUAACCUGGAAACUCUGUCUCAAAGGACUACACAGAGGUGUGAGUCUCUGAACACAAACACAGUUUGUUUUUCUGAACAGUGGGUAUCUUGCUUAAGUAAAAGGAAAGAAGAACUUCAGAACUUAACAGAGGUUGUAAAUCAAUGUUGUGAAACUUCAAGUUCAGAGAUCACUGAAAAAUUUAGUGGACAUAAAGCAGCUCAUGAGAAGGAGCACAAUACCUUUGCUGUUCAUAUAGCCACUGAUGAAGAAAAAUUGGUGGCACGAAGUCUACAGCUUGAUGAAACUAUAAAAACUGGUUUGACAAAGCUUAAUUGCUUUCUGCAACAGGAUCUGAAACUGGAUAUCCCAACAGGUAUGACACCAGAGAGGAAAAGUUAUUUAUAUCCAUCAACACUGGUGAGAACUGAACCUCGGGAGCAACUCCUUGAUCAGUUGCAGAAAAAACAGCCCAAGCUGUUAAUGAUGCUGAACUGUUCAGAAAACAACAAAGAGAUCAGUGAGGACAUGGAUGAAGAGGAGGAGCUUUUGGAGAAAUAUACUGAAGAACCUUUAAGUCAAGAGCCAUGUGUGCACACCAGUGUGGAUUGCUCUUCAAGUGGUGGUAUUCCUUUUUUUCAGCAUAAAAAACCACCUGGAAAAGAUAAAGAAAACAGAGGCAUUAACCCAGUGGAGAGGUCUAAAGUGGAAGAAACCUCAGAGCACUCUGCUACAAAGAGCAGAUUGCCACUACGAGCCCAGAUAAAUCUCUAAUUGGCUUGAGGGUCAAGAUUAUUUUUUAAGAAAAAUAAAAAAUACACCUGACACCCCAGAAUUUGAGCUUCUGUACGGAUUGAAAUGGAAUAGAGUAUAUCAAGGCAAUACAGUAAAUGUAGUUGAAUUUAAUGUCCCCCUUUUUUUUACUCCAUGUAGUUCAAGUAUUUAGUGAGUUGUUUUUCAUUUGGUGUUUAUAUUGUGUUUUAACUUCAUGUAAAGUAGCCCUUUUAUAACAAAUGAAAAGUAUUUUUCUUGUAUAUUGUUAAGCGUUACUCUUGGCUUGGACUUCAUGGUGACUGUUGUUAGCACUUGGCCUUGGAAAGGGCCGUCUUUAUUCUCUUGCUAUGACUCAGUUCUAUAUUUUCUUUCCUCUAACUAGAUUUUUCUGUUUUGCCUUCUCAGCUCACUUCUCACUUUUUGUCACCAAGCCAUUUGUAGAGCUACAAAAAGUUCUUAUUAUGAGAAAUCUGGGAUUUUACCUAGAAAUCUUAAGCAUGGUUCAGUGGUUAUCUCUAAAAUCAUUGUCAGUAAUAAACAAAACCCUUGGAAGCACUCUUCCUCAGUAUUUUCAUUUGCUUUUCCUUCGACAUGAAAACAUUUCAUUCCUUCAUGGGGUCUCACACAUGGAAUGUUAGCUUCCAGAGUUCACCCAAGGACAGCUCCCCAGACCAUAACCUGCUGUUCAGGAGCCCUGCCUACACCUUUGAUUCUUGCUUUGAGGAUCCACUUUGAGGAUCCACUUUUUUCUUUUAGAGAAAAGACUCUUUUUUAGACUACCAAUUAUGACUAUAUAUUCUUUUAUCUGAUAAAACUAUUGUUCUUUGUAUAUAAUAAAAUGUGAAUAUCCAUAUAUUUCUGCUAAAAUAUUUUUAAGUUUAUUUUUUGUAUAUGAGUGCUUGCCUGCAUGUAUAUAAGUGCACCACAUGCAUGCAGUACCUGUGGAGGUCAGAGGAGGGUGUUGGAUCCCCUGGAA